GGAUAAUGAAACCCUAAACGCAGCUUUGGAUUCUGAGCACUGUUGCCUAAUCAUGGCAAGAAGUAGGAGAGCUGUCUGGAUUUCAUCUCUGACUAGAAAACUUCUCACUUUUGUGAUUGCUAUAUCAUGCAUUGCAGAAGAGCGCGACAUAUACAUAGUUCUAAUGGAAGGUGAGCCGGUUGUAUUUCAUCAUCAAAAAAAUUCUGGUACAAUGCCAACUGAGAAAGGAGAAGGAUCCGAUCCCAACAGUGAGGCCUCCAAGUCUCAUGCAAAGCACCUGAUCGACUCCCAUGAUCAGCUUCUUCAAACUGCUUUAGACGCAGGAAGCUACACCAAGCUUUACAGCUUUAAAAACAUUGUUAAUGGAUUCGCAGUCCAUACUAGCCCAUCUCAGGUUGAGAGAAUAAAGAAAGCUCCUGGGGUUAAGAUUGUAGAGAGAGACAGGAGAGCCAAAUUAAUGACAACUUAUACACCACAAUUCUUAGGGUUGCCAGCGGUUUGGACUCAGGAAGGAGGAGAUCGAAAUGCUGGUGAAGGAACUGUGAUCGGUUUCGUGGACUCGGGCAUCGACCCUCUUCACCCCAGCUUUGCUGGUGACCCAACCAAUCCUUAUAUAUCAGAACUUCCUCGUUUUUCGGGGACUUGUGAGAGUGGUCCUCUGUUUCCUGAGACUUCCUGCAAUGGUAAAAUAGUUUCUGCUAGGUUUUUCUCAGCUGGAGCACAAGCAGCUACUGCGCUUAAUGCCUCAAUGGAUUUCCUAUCACCCUUUGAUGCUGCAGGACAUGGAAGUCAUGUGGCUUCAAUUGCCGCUGGAAACUUUGGAGUUCCAGUUGUAGUUGAUGGAUUCUACUACGGAAAAGCCAGUGGCAUGGCCCCGCGUGCACGUAUUGCAGUGUACAAAGCUAUUUAUCCAAGCGUGGGAGCUCUAACAGAUGUACUUGCAGCAAUUGACCAAGCAGUUUUGGAUGGAGUGGAUAUUCUAACACUCUCCAUAGGACCAGACCAACCACCAGAAGAUGCGAUUACAUUUUUAGGCACGUUCGAAAUCUUCAUGUUAGCAGCAAACAAGGCUGGAAUUCUGGUCAUUCAAGCUGUGGGUAAUGGAGGUCCCGGUCCUUAUACUGUGGUGUCAUAUAGCCCUUGGACAGUUGGUGUGGCUGCUUCAGAUACUGACAGAAGUUACCCUGGCACUCUUAUUUUAGGCAAUGGUAAAAAAAUUGGCGGCGUGGGACUAUCAGGUCCGAGUUCUGGACAAGGAUUACUUCAACAUAGGCUGAUCUUAGCGAAAGAUGCAGUAAUUAGGAAUGGAAACUUUCCUAGGAUUUCACAGUAUAUAGAAGAAUGCCAAUAUCCUGAGGCACUAGAUCCUGCUGUGGUGCUAGGAAGUGUGGUGAUCUGCACAUUCUCAGACGGCUUUUACAAUGGAACUUCAAACCUUACUGCCAUCAUAAACACAGCAAAAGUUCUUGGUUUCGUAGGUUUUGUGCUUGUUGCAAACCCAAGAUAUGGAGACUUUAUAGCUGAACCUAUUCCAUUCUCUGUUCCUAGCAUAAUGAUCCCAAGAACAAGUGAUGCACUUCUAAUAUCCCAAUACUACGAAGAGCAAACUAGUCGUGAUAAGAGAGGAUUGGUAAUCAGUUACAGCGGAAGAGCAGCAAUAGGUGAGGGAAGGACUGCUGCUUGCAUGGGACGUGCACCUACUGUCAGCAGAUUCUCCGCAAGGGGUCCUGAUUACAUAGACCAACGAAAGAAUCCUACUGAUGUGCUUAAGCCAGAUAUUUUGGCUCCAGGGCAUCAAAUUUGGGCAGCUUGGAGCCCAUUGAGUGCUUCAGAUCCCAUGCUAGCUGGACAAAAUUUUGCUCUAAUAUCUGGUACUAGCAUGGCGACACCUCACAUUUCAGGCAUAGCUGCGCUCAUCAAGCAAAAUAAUCCUAAAUGGACCCCAUCCAUGAUUGCUUCAGCAAUGUCAACCACUGCAACAAAAUAUGACAAUCAGGGAGAUCAGAUAAUGGCUCAUGGAUUUGAAAUUGAUAGCUUGUAUACUGCUGCUCCAUUUGGUUUUGGUGCUGGCCAUGUCAAUCCCAGUCGUGCUAUGGAUCCAGGGCUUGUUUUCUCUGCUGGAUACGAAGACUACAUUAGUUUCUUGUGCUCUCUUCCAAACCUGGAUCCAGCAUCGAUUAGAACGGCUACUGGAGGACCGUGUACUUCCUCUUUUGGAAGCCCAGCUGACCUCAACCUGCCUUCAGUGACGAUAACAGCCCUUUCAGGAUCAAGAACAGUACACAGGAGAGUGACGAAUGUGGCAAGCAAACCGGAGACUUAUGUAUGCGGUGUGCUACCACCAGCUGGAGUGAUGAUCGAUAUCCAUCCGCCCUGGUUUAGGGUAGCCCCUCAAGGAAUACAAGACCUGGAAAUAAGACUCAAUGUAACUCAAGCACUCGAUGACUUCAGCUUUGGUGAAAUUGUUUUGGCAGGAAGUCUGGAUCAUAUCGCGAGAAUCCCAUUGUCUGUAUUGCCUGUUUCGUUAUCUUAAGUUUGAAAUCAAUAAAUGUUAAGUCUGUAUCGUUGGACAAAUAUUUUUAUUUUUGCCCCCCCUCAAUAAGGAACCCCCCCUAUGCAUUCCAAUGAGUUUACUCCCGUUCUGAAAUUUUUGUUUUAUGUAGUUUGAGAGCAGUGAUCCUGUUACAAAAUCUGUUUUGUGGGCGACGUACUAGUACAAA
This is a messenger RNA of Coffea arabica (coffee), 2720 nucleotides long. Its product is annotated as subtilisin-like protease SBT2.4. Lineage: Eukaryota; Viridiplantae; Streptophyta; Magnoliopsida; Gentianales; Rubiaceae. The record is from RefSeq and is a predicted model, not a curated record. Gene Ontology annotation, molecular function: serine-type endopeptidase activity. Gene Ontology annotation, biological process: proteolysis.